AUGGUUUGGUUUAAUAUUUUUUUCCAUUGUAUUGUUAUUAAUGUCAUCAAUAGUUUUGCAUCAAAAUAUGGUUUAGCAAGUGAAAAAGGUACUGUUUUAGGUAUAUUUAGAAGUUUACAAGCACUUGCUCGUGCCAUUGGACCAUUAAUUGCAUCGUUUGCAUAUUGGUCUAUUGGUGAACAGCCAACGUAUGUAUUUGGUGGUUUAUUGCUUUUAUGUCCAGUUUUUAUUCUUAUUGAUGUGCAACAACGUUUUAAACGAAUGCGUCUCAUGCCAACAAUACUUGUGUCUGAAGUUAAAGAUGAUUAA
This is a messenger RNA of Rotaria sp. Silwood1, 309 nucleotides long. Lineage: Eukaryota; Metazoa; Rotifera; Eurotatoria; Philodinida; Philodinidae. The record is from the annotation of a GenBank genome assembly.